Messenger RNA from Mercurialis annua (annual mercury), 1226 nucleotides. RefSeq lists its product as uncharacterized. The record is from RefSeq and is a predicted model, not a curated record. Lineage: Eukaryota; Viridiplantae; Streptophyta; Magnoliopsida; Malpighiales; Euphorbiaceae. Gene Ontology annotation, molecular function: DNA binding. The coding region runs from base 94 to 810 and encodes 238 amino acids. The transcript is spliced from 7 exons.
UCAUUUUUCGAUUAUUUCAGUUGACGGUUGCUUCCUGCAAUUGCGAAGUUUUCAAUUUAUAGUCACAAACAACACUCUUCAACAGUAUUUGUGAUGGGUCGACUGCCCAGCAAUGGAGGUCCUACCUUCCGCUUCCUGCCCACUGAGAUUAGAGAGAUGGAAAGUAUUUUGCAAGAAUACCAUUACGGGAUGCCAGAUAAGGAAGUUUUGGUAAAUAUUGCUGAGAAAUUCAGUGAAUCUCCGGAUAGAAAAGGGAAAGUUAUCAUACAAAUGAAACAGGUUUGGAGUUGGUUUCAAAAUAAACGAUAUGCAGUAAGAGCUAAGGCAAGCAAGGCUCCAGUGAUAUUAAAUGUUACUCCUAUAUCUCGAGUGGAGUCAACUCAAGUGAGAAAUGUGCCCCAACCUAGAGCUGCUUCCAUUCCUGCUCCUAUCACUGCAGCCAUGACUACUCCAUCAGAAGGGAAUGACGCACGCUCUAAUACGAAUUUGGAAGAGCAAGAAACUUCAAGAACAAUCCCUCAGAGUUUAGAAAAAAUUACAAAAGCUAAAAAUGAUCAUUUAGCUGAUGCAAUAAUAGAGAUAGCUCACUCCUUUAAAGAAUAUUUAGAAAGUAAGAAGACAUUUGAAAGACCACAACCUACUGGCGAGGAAAUCUAUGCUGUAGUUUCCCAAAUCGAAGGGCUUCAAAAGGUCGAUGUUUUCUCAGCUGUUAGGAAGCUAAUGAAUGGUAACCCAGAAGAGUUUUAUUUGCUCAAGUCUCUUCAUGAUGAUGAGAAGAAAGAAUGGAUUCGAUUUCUUAUCGAGAGUUGACUACAGAGAUGGGGCUUGAUGUGCAAUGAACUUUUUCUAUUCUCGCCUUCGAGAAAUGAACUAAUUUUGUUUGCGGGUGUUCCAUCAUAAAGCUGCUUGGAUCAUAUGGAAAGUUGAAAUGGAGGUCCUUGAAGCCACAUGACUGUUACUUCGACCGGAGUUGUUGCUUAGAUUCUGUAAGUAUUUGGGUUCAAGUAUCAUCUCUUACUGUCUAAUUAUAUAGCCCUGCGCUGCCCGCUUGUAUAAGCGCUUUUGUACUUUGUGCGUUUGGUUUAAAUGAAUUUCAUAAAAAUGAUAAACUAGAACAUAGUUUCUGUUUGAUUAUGUUUGUAUGUUAUGACUUAUAGUUCGUGCUCUAUCACAUAGACUCACCUAUUAUCGUCCUCUAUAUGGAAUUGAAUGCGUAUUGGUCACCA